Molecule: messenger RNA, 375 nt
Organism: Helobdella robusta
Lineage: Eukaryota; Metazoa; Annelida; Clitellata; Rhynchobdellida; Glossiphoniidae
Exons: 3
Coding region: 1-375 (124 amino acids)
Source: RefSeq, a predicted model, not a curated record
AUGGCGAUAAUAGCAACGAUGAAUUUGGUGAUGACGCUAACUGUGACGUUUCUAAUGGUGGCCAACAACGCGGCGUAUAGCGACAUUGUAGAUGAAGUUACUGCUGCUUUAGCAGCCAUAGAAACUGCUGGAGUAGCUGACGAUACUACUCGUGAAAAGCAUAUAGCUAAAACAAUGGAAAGAAGUUCUACUUAUGGUCAAGAUGAACGCAACCAACGCCGAAAUGGUAAGGAUACUUUGGCGUUCGAACCAGGUGACUGCAAUAGCACUGCCAGUCAUCUUAGCCAUCACGCCGCCCAUAUUACCAUCAAUCUCGUAUCAUAUAUCAUGCUCGUUAUUAUCAGUAUAUCAUAUCGUAUUUAUGAAACACAUUGA